CUGGCGGGCGGGCGUGUGCGUGCGGGAGGGAGCGCGUGGGGACGCAGGAGGGGCCGCUCGGCCCUGCCAUGCCGGCCGGCCGCGGGGGAGGGCUGGGGGGAGGAGGAGGGGAGCUGGCGCCCGGGGCGGCUUGGUGACGAGGCCAGCCGGCCAAACGGUGGUGGCCGUGCUGUCCUGUCCGCUGCCGGAGAUGGGGGGACAGAUCACCCGGAGCACCCUCCACGACUCCAUCGGGGGCCCCUUCCCCGUCAAUUCUCACAGAUGCCACCACAAGCAGAAGCACUGCCCACCAGUGCUACCCGGCGGGGGGCUCCCGGCCACGCCGCUGCUCUUCCACCCACACACCAAGGGCUCCCAGAUCCUCAUGGACCUCAGCCACAAGGCCGUCAAGAGGCAGGCCAGCUUCUGCAACGCCAUCACCUUCAGUAACCGCCCGGUGCUCAUCUAUGAGCAAGUCAGGCUAAAGAUCACCAAGAAGCAGUGCUGCUGGAGCGGGGCCCUGCGACUGGGCUUCACGAGCAAGGACCCGUCGCGCAUCCACCCGGACUCGCUUCCCAAGUACGCCUGCCCCGACCUGGUGUCCCAGAGUGGCUUCUGGGCCAAGGCGCUGCCUGAGGAGUUUGCCAACGAGGGCAACAUCAUUGCCUUCUGGGUGGACAAGAAGGGCCGUGUCUUCUACCGCAUCAACGACUCGGCCGCCAUGCUCUUCUUCAAUGGGGUCCGCACGGCCGACCCACUCUGGGCCCUGGUGGAUGUCUACGGCCUGACGCGGGGCGUCCAACUGCUAGACAGCGAGCUGGUGCUGCCUGAUUGCCUGCGGCCGCGCUCCUUCACCGCCCUGCGGCGGCCGUCACUGCGGCGCGAGACCGACGAGGCGCGCCUCUCGGUGAGCCUGUGUGACCUCAACGUGCCGGGCGGCGACGGCGACGACGGCACGCCGGCCGCUGGUUGCCCGAUCCCGCAGAACUCGCUCAACUCGCAGCACAGCCGCGCGCUCCCCGCGCAGCUCGACGGCGACCUGCGCUUCCACCCGCUGCGCGCCGGAGCUCACGUCCGCAUUCUGGACGAGCAGACGGUGGCGCGCCUGGAGCACGGGCGCGACGAGCGCGCGCUUGUCUUCACCAGCCGGCCGGUGCGCGUGUCCGAGACCAUCUUCAUCAAGGUCACGCGCUCGGGCGGCGCGCGGCCCGGCGCGCUCUCGGUUGGUGUCACCACGUGCGACCCUAGCACACUGCGGCCAGCCGACUUGCCCUUCAGCCCCGAGGCCCUGGUGGACCGCAAGGAGUUCUGGGCCGUAUGCCGCGUGCCAGGGCCACUGCACAGCGGCGACAUCCUGGGGCUGGUGGUGAAUGCCGACGGAGAGCUGCACCUCAGCCACAAUGGUGUGGCCGCUGGCAUGCAGCUGUGCGUGGACGCCUCGCAGCCUCUCUGGAUGCUCUUUGGCCUGCAUGGGGCCAUCACGCAGGUCCGCAUCCUCGGCUCCACCAUCCUGGCCGACAGAGGCAUCCCAUCGCUCCCCUGCUCCCCGGCCUCCACACCAACCUCACCCAGUGUCCUGGGCAGCCGCCUGUCUGAUCCCCUGCUCAGCGCGUGCAGCUCUGGCCCUCAGGGCAGCUCUGCUGGUGGGACAGCCCCCAACUCACCGGUGAGCCUGCCCGAGUCUCCAGUGACCCCGGGCGUGGGCCAGUGGAGUGACGAGUGCACGAUCUGCUAUGAGCACGCGGUGGACACGGUCAUCUACACGUGCGGUCACAUGUGCCUCUGCUACGCCUGCGGCCUGCGCCUCAAGAAGGCCCUGCACGCCUGCUGCCCCAUCUGCCGCCGCCCCAUCAAGGACAUCAUCAAGACCUACCGCAGCGCCUAGCCCUGUGGGCCCCUAUGUAGACAUCAGCCGGCUGCUGCUGAGGGCCAAGCCCAGGGCCGCUUCUCUUCCUCAUCCUCCUCCAUUAGACGCAGGAACCCGAGGCUCCUGAAGGCUUGGGCACGGAGCAGGUCCGAGGCAGGAAGGCGGGGGCAGAAGCACAUCACUGGGCAGAGAGGGGAGAAGGCCACACUCCCCAGUCUUUCCCUUCUUUGCAUCAGUUCUUCCCUGCAUGACGAGGGGCUAAACUGAGGUCAGCCUGUCCUACACCUUCCCAGUCUGGGGCAGAUUCUAGGAGGUCCCUGUAGCCCAUGUGGCACCUUGGUGAGAAUUAAAAAGUGUGGAUCUUCUAAUGGACAGAUGCUGCCCUAAGCCAGGGCAUGUGGCUGGGUCAGUGGAGUAGGGACUGGAUUUUAGCCUCCAUUUUCUCCUUUAGCCAGUGACUCUUGAGCAAUGCACAACCUGCUCAACAGCAGCCCACAGUGGGCKGCUCCUGAGUUGCUCACUCUGAUCUGGACCCACCUUCUCUUUCCCCUCUUCCCUGCCGAUUGGGACUGGCAGCAGGGGACAAGAAGGCCAGUUAACUCUUCUUACCCCAGGCUGUGGAGGGCUCUAGGUUCUGGAUCCCUGGCCCUUCUGGGCUGAAAGGACUCCUUUCCAGCCAUGGUUCUGUCCCAUUCAUCUCGCCCUUGCCCUUGCGCAGGAGUGCCCUUUGGUAUGGGGUGGGGACAGGUUUGUCUUUGGUGAAGGUCUCUAAGCACAGGUCUUCAGCUGCCCCCACCCCCACCUGUCCUCCCGCAUCUCAGUGCUGGCCUGGGCCCAGGACGAUCUCAGAGGCUGUACUGUGCCAAGGAAGGRCCGUGGCUCCUGGUGAAGGUGGGGGGUCCCCAACGAAGACCAGCCUUUUCCCUUACUUUAAUUUAUUUAUUUAUUUGGUUGGUGGGUUUUAUUGGUUUGUGGGUGAGUUCCCAUCUCCUGAGCCCCUAGAAAUGCCAUCCUGUAUAUGGGUGCUGGCGCGGGGACAGUAGUGGUCAUCAUCACUCAGAUCUUCCCCAGGCCCCGUCUGGGAAGCUCACGGCCAGCCUAAGUUGGAACUCCAUCUAAAAGGGCCAAAUGGGGCCACUUCCUGGCCAACGGUGUCCAUUUUGUAGAGAGGCACACUGAACCUCCACAGUGCCCUGGGGCUGGUAGGUCACCCAGCACCAUGAAGUGCUCUUCCUUCCCGAGCAGAAGCUGGGUUAUCAUGGUUGGUUCUGGAAUCGCAAAUGGCCCAGGAGUCUCCUUUCCAUAAGGACAUCAAGUGCUCCAAGAGGGCGCAGGCAGGGAGCCCAGCAUGGGCCAGCGAAGGACCGGGGGACCCUUGUCAUAGGAGGGCAGGGAACCUGCUCUGGGAAAGGCUCUCCACCCUGGAGCAAGGUCCUGGCUCCUGCCCUACCUGUUCUGAGGUUGUGGUCACCUCAGCCCUGGCCACCUGUUCUGGGCUAGGCCAGUGCAGUCUUGGCCUAGCCCCCCUGCUUCCCAGCCUCCGUCAUCAGGUGACUCUAGUGUACCCUCAGAGACAGCCUCUCCCUUGACCGGCAGAGCCUGGGGCUCUAGCCCUGGCCAGGCGGCUGCCCUGAGCCUCAGCUUCCUGUGUGAGGUGGCUGUUUGGGGGGGCAGACUUUCUGGAUGGCUCUUGGGAGUUCUCUGUGGGGUAUUGCCAAGAGGUGGUGUGAUGGAAGCAUGGGACAGGACUCUUGGCCAGACAGGCACCUGCGCUGGACUUACAGGCACCUUGGGGAAGUCCCUGGACCACUCUGGGUCUUGCCUUCCGGGACCCUGCCUCUCAGACCUGCGGCAGGAGUGGGCUGGGGCGUCAGUCAGACAGGCACAGGUCCCAGAGGUGAAAGGGCCAAGUGCAUGCAGGGGCUGCCCCGCUGGGGGCUGGGGAGAAGCCAUCAUCCACUGUUAGUGCAGGGGUAGCUGCUGCCUCACACCUUUGUGAACUCCCCCAUGGGGUCGCUGUGAUUGUGAAUAAAGGUGAUUUCUACCAGCC
Messenger RNA from Urocitellus parryii (Arctic ground squirrel), 3896 nucleotides. It is a transcript of the gene Neurl1, whose product is annotated as neuralized E3 ubiquitin protein ligase 1. Gene Ontology annotation, biological process: negative regulation of Notch signaling pathway. Gene Ontology annotation, molecular function: ubiquitin protein ligase activity. Gene Ontology annotation, cellular component: postsynaptic density; plasma membrane. The record is from RefSeq and is a predicted model, not a curated record. NCBI's taxonomy places the organism in Eukaryota, Metazoa, Chordata, Mammalia, Rodentia, Sciuridae.